This is a messenger RNA of Glycine soja, 1768 nucleotides long. Its product is annotated as 3-isopropylmalate dehydratase large subunit, chloroplastic-like. The transcript has 15 exons. The record is from RefSeq and is a predicted model, not a curated record. Gene Ontology annotation, biological process: amino acid biosynthetic process. NCBI's taxonomy places the organism in Eukaryota, Viridiplantae, Streptophyta, Magnoliopsida, Fabales, Fabaceae. Bases 1 to 1509 code for a protein of 502 amino acids. Gene Ontology annotation, molecular function: 3-isopropylmalate dehydratase activity; 4 iron, 4 sulfur cluster binding.
AUGGCUUCCUCUCUUCUCUCUCCAUCAUUCACUUCCUUCCCCCGCAUAAAGAAGGAUGUCUCUCUCUCUGCUUUCACUUCUCAGCGAUGCUUCAAAGCGCUUCCAAGGAGAAUAAUCCGUUGUGCUGUGGCGGCGCCUCAGCGCCAACCUUCCACCACUGGAUCAGUGAGGACUGCAAUGACCAUGACUGAGAAGAUACUGGCCAGAGCUUCUGAGAAGGUACAGCUGACCCCUGGCGAUAAUGUUUGGGUCAAUGUUGAUAUUUUGAUGACACAUGAUGUGUGUGGCCCUGGUUCUAUUGGGAUUUUCAAGAGGGAGUUUGGUGACGAUGCCAAGGUUUGGGACCGUGAAAAGCUUGUAAUAAUACCCGACCAUUAUAUAUUCACAAGUGAUGAACGUGCCAAUCGCAAUGUAGACAUAUUAAGAGAUUUCUGCCAUGAGCAGAAUAUCAAGUACUUUUAUGAUAUUAAGGAUCUCAGUAAUUUUAAGGUAAAUCCAGACUAUAAGGGUGUUUGCCAUGUUGCCCUUGCUCAGGAAGGUCAUUGUAGGCCUGGAGAGGUUCUCUUAGGUACUGAUUCUCACACUUGUACUGCUGGAGCAUUUGGCCAAUUUGCUACAGGGAUUGGUAAUACUGAUGCUGGCUUUGUGCUGGGAACUGGGAAACUUCUGCUUAAGGUGCCCCCAACUUUGAGAUUUGUAAUGGAUGGAGAAAUGCCUGAUUAUUUGCUUUCUAAGGAUUUGAUUCUGCAAAUUAUUGGUGAAAUAACUGUGGCUGGUGCAACAUAUAAAUCGAUGGAGUUUGUCGGUACAACUGUUGAAAGUUUAACUAUGGAAGAACGGAUGACAUUGUGCAACAUGGUUGUUGAAGCUGGUGGAAAGAAUGGUGUUGUUCCUGCUGACAGCACUACAUUUAAAUAUCUUGAGGGCAAGACAUCUCUGCCAUAUGAACCUGUUUAUAGUGACGAUCAAGCAAGAUUUCUUGCUGAGUAUAGAUUUGAUGUCUCAAAAUUGGAGCCAGUGGUGGCCAAGCCUCAUUCUCCAGAUAAUCGUGCUUUGGCAAGGGAGUGCAAGGAUGUAAAAAUUGACAGAGUAUACAUAGGAUCUUGUACAGGUGGCAAAACGGAGGAUUUCAUGGCUGCUGCAAAAGUUUUUCUGGCAUCAGGUAAACAGGUCAAAGUUCCUACAUUUCUUGUGCCUGCAACACAAAAGGUUUGGAUGGACUUAUACUCCCUUCCAGUCCCUGGAUCUGGUGGUAAGACGUGCUCCCAGAUAUUUGAAGAAGCUGGGUGUGACACACCAGCUAGUCCUAGUUGCGGUGCUUGUUUGGGUGGCCCGAAAGAUACUUACGCACGCAUGAAUGAACCUAAGGUUUGUGUUUCAACUACGAACAGGAACUUCCCGGGCCGAAUGGGACACAAGGAAGGUCAAAUCUAUUUGGCUUCCCCAUAUACAGCUGCUGCAUCUGCAUUGACCGGUUAUGUUACUGAUCCUAGAGAGUUCUUGCAGUAGAAUGUUGUUACAGUCAUCCCAUUGGUGUUGUACACGUUGUUGGUUAGUUGUGUAUUCUCUAGCCAUAAGUUAAAACUGAUAGCUAUUUAAGCCGACCAAUCUUUUGGUAUUUUUUGUCUGAAGAAAUUUUCGGUGACUAUUAUUCAAUUGACACAGUUUUGGUUGUUAAAAAAGAUUGGUUCAUUUAGUACUUGUUGAGUAUGACUUGGUCGUUGCUGUUACAGUUGCAAGUAUGAUUUCAUAUGGAUUUUCUUGUCAA